This is a messenger RNA of Sardina pilchardus (European sardine), 1761 nucleotides long. RefSeq names its product plasminogen-like. The transcript is spliced from 14 exons. Gene Ontology annotation, molecular function: signaling receptor binding; endopeptidase activity. Gene Ontology annotation, biological process: proteolysis. The coding region runs from base 15 to 1727 and encodes 570 amino acids. Lineage: Eukaryota; Metazoa; Chordata; Actinopteri; Clupeiformes; Clupeidae. The record is from RefSeq and is a predicted model, not a curated record.
CUUCCUGCCACAACAUGGGCACAUACACAUUUCUUUUAACAUGUACGCUGCUCUGUACAGUCACUGGAGUGCUUGCAGAUGUCCUUGAGGAUUACACUAAAACUGAUGGGGCCUGGGUGGUCACUCAAGUCAAACGAGCGUGUUCAGUGAUCACGGCAGCCGAGUGUGCAGCCAAAUGCAAUGCCGAAACAGCCUUCCUGUGCAGGGCCUUUGUUUACAUGGAGAAGGAUCAGGACUGUGUGACGGUCCCAGCAAACUCCAAAAUGGAGAUGCUGCUGCGGAGGAUGAGCUCAGCGUUUUAUGAAAAGAAAGAGUUUUUAAAAGAAUGCAUCUCGGGUAAUGGGAAUAGCUACAGGGGAACAAAAACCAGGACCAAAUCAGGAAGAACAUGCCAGCGAUGGGCCUCCAGAGUUCCCCAUGUACCCAACAUAACUCCAGAGACCCACCCUAAUGCUGACCUGGAGUCCAACUACUGCAGAAAUCCAGACAAUGAUGUCAAUGGACCCUGGUGCUACACCACAGAUCCAAAUAAGAGAUGGGAGACCUGUGGCAUCCAGGACUGCACUGUGGAGUGCAUGUACUGCAGUGGUGAAGACUACAGAGGCAAGAUCUCAACAACAGAGGGAGGCUAUACCUGUCAGCGUUGGGAUUCCCAAAAGCCGCAAAACCAUGGCUACCAUCCCUCCGCACUUCCUGAUAAAUACCUAGAGGAGAACUACUGCAGGAACCCAGAUGGGGAGCCAAGGCCUUGGUGUUUCACCACUGACCCCAGAAAGCGCUGGGACCACUGUAGCAUCCCUCGAUGCACCUCUGAGCCUCCAACUAUAAUGCCAGAGCUCACUUGUGCUACCGGCGAUGGCAGUGCUUAUCGAGGAAUAGUUUCCGUGACAAUAUCGGGGAAAGCUUGUCAGAUGUGGUCUGCCCAGUCUCCACAUGAACACUCUCGAACUCCAGAAAACUACCCAUGCAAGGGCCUUGACGGAAACUACUGCAGAAAUCCUGACAGUGAGAGAAGUCCCUGGUGCUACACAACAGACCCGGAAACGAGGUGGGAGUACUGCAAGGUGCCCAGCUGUGGAAAUCAGCCUGGACCUGAUGAUGAGCCUGUUAUCCCUGAAAUGGAGGACUGCUACACUGGUGAUGGGAGCUCUUACAGAGGGGCCAUGUCAGAGACAAUUAGCGGGAAAAAAUGCCAAGUCUGGUCAUCCAUGCACCCUCAUCGCCAUGUAAAGACACCACAGGCCUACCCCCAAGCAGACCUGCGGAGGAACCUGUGCAGGAACCCAGAUGGUGACACUGCUCCCUGGUGCUACACCACCGACCCCUCGACCCGCUGGGAGUACUGCAAACUGGACAAGUGCACCACCACUCAACCACAAGCCACAGAGGAACCAGUGGUGGACCCCAAGCCCCCCAGCUCAUCUGGCACCGCUGCUCCAAACGCAACAGACUGCAAGGUUGCAAAUGGAGUGACCUACAGGGGUCUCACAUCUAAGACUGUGAUGGGGGUCACCUGCCAAGCCUGGCGCUCCAUGACCCCCCACCAGCAUGCCAAAUUUACUCCUGACUCACACCCUGAUAAGGGCCUAGAGGGCAAUCAAUGCAGGAACCCAGACAAUGAUGUGAAUGGGCCUUGGUGCUACACCAUGGACCCAAACAAGAAGUGGGACUACUGCCAGAUUCCAGACUGCUGUAUGUCGCUGCUCUUCACUGUACACCUUUGUUAGCAAAGAUCACAUAGCUUUUGUGGCCAAGCAACCC